Messenger RNA from Aureobasidium subglaciale EXF-2481, 950 nucleotides. RefSeq lists its product as uncharacterized. Gene Ontology annotation, molecular function: GTPase activity; protein kinase binding; GTP binding. Gene Ontology annotation, biological process: actin filament organization; regulation of cell shape; regulation of actin cytoskeleton organization. The record is from RefSeq and is a predicted model, not a curated record. Bases 241 to 840 code for a protein of 199 amino acids. Gene Ontology annotation, cellular component: cell cortex; cytoplasmic vesicle; plasma membrane. The transcript has 6 exons. Lineage: Eukaryota; Fungi; Ascomycota; Dothideomycetes; Dothideales; Saccotheciaceae.
GGGCCCAGAGCCGCAUCUUGCUAACUUCACUGCAGCAGCCUUUCUGUCGUGUCGCCUACUGUCUCUCAAGAUCGAUUUGCCUUUGCCUGACGCUCCAAGCGACGCCCGAAUCACGAAAGCAUCUAGAUCUUUCCGUCACUCGUCCUACCCCUCUCUCGCACGACAUCAUCACGGUCUCGUCAGCCCCGUGUAUCACCUACCCUCGCCUCAGUACAUUACAACCAAGAGAUCAUCCUCACAAUGGCUUCCGGUCCCCAAACACAGUCACUCAAGUGUGUCGUCACAGGAGAUGGUGCUGUUGGCAAGACCUGCCUUUUGAUCUCGUACACGACUAAUGCCUUCCCCGGCGAGUACAUCCCCACUGUCUUUGACAACUACUCUGCGAGUGUCAUGGUUGAUGGCAAGCCCAUCAGCCUCGGACUUUGGGAUACUGCUGGUCAGGAGGAUUAUGACCGUCUUCGCCCCCUCUCGUACCCGCAGACAGACGUCUUCCUCAUUUGCUUCUCUAUCGUCAGCCCUCCUUCCUUUGACAACGUGAAGGCUAAGUGGCACCCUGAGAUUGAGCACCAUGCGCCCGGUGUCCCCAUCAUCCUCGUCGGAACCAAGCUCGAUCUUCGUGAUGACGAAGGCACCAAGGAGAGCUUGAGACAGAAGAAGAUGGCUCCCAUUCAGUAUGAGCAGGCCAUCAGCGUCGCCAAGGAGAUCAAGGCAGUCAAGUACAUGGAGUGCUCUGCCCUUACUCAGCGCAACCUCAAGAGCGUCUUUGACGAGGCCAUCAGAGCCGUUCUUAGCCCUCGCCCUACCUCCAAGCCCAAGAAGCAAAAAUGCAUCAUCCUCUGAGCUGGCCGCGCAGCUUCGUAUCGAAUCUCCUUACUUUUCAACAUUCGCAUUUUCACGGCAUGAUAGAUCUCUUUAAUCAAGUUGCCAAGUCUAGUUCCUGGGCGUCGCUG